CCAGCUUAUUACUUACCACUACCAUCUGCCGCCGCUCCCAAUGGCAAACCCCCAACCCUUCCGCACUCCUCCGGGCCGCGCUCCCGCUCUCCCCCCGGCCGCCGCCGCAACGGCCACAACCACGACCUCGGCCAUGAACCACAUGUCGCACCCCGACGCGCCCUUCCCCGCGCCCAACGCCCUCGCCGCGGCCACGACGAGCCACACGCAGCGCCGCUUCCUCAUCUCGACGCGCAAGCUCCCCAUCUCCAAGUCGGGCGCCAUCGACGCGCUGACGGAGCGCAUCGGCAUCCCCAUGCCCGAGAUGAUCUUUGGCGACAACGUGGCGUCGGUCCGGCACGUCCCCUCGGGCUGGUCCAUCGAGUUCAACACCCCCGACGCGCUCGACGCCGUCGACAAGACGGACCGCUGCGUACUCAAGGUCGCCUACGCGCGCGACUGGGAGAGCACCCGCGAGGGCACCACUGCCGGCAUCAAGGAGGUGGUCAAGCCCUACGACUGGAGCUACUCGACCACGUAUCGCGGCACCGUCCAGCAGCAGCAGCAGCAGCAGCAGCAACCGUCCCAGGGGCAACCCGCCGCCGCCACUGCCGCCACCGCCGGACAGGCCCCGAGCUUCCAGCCCACAGACAAGAAGAUCCCCAUCGAGCUCCUCAAGCGGCGCGACCCCAUCCUCUUCUUCGACGAGGUCGUCUUGUACGAGAGCGAGCUCGACGACAACGGCAUCUCCCUCUACAGCGUCAAGGUCCGCGUCCACGCCCAGCGCAUGCUGCUCCUGUGCCGCCUCUUCAUGCGCCUCGACAACGUCAUCGUGCGCAUCCGCGACACGCGCGUCUACGUCGACUUUGACACGGACGAGGUGCUCCGCGAGUACACGGAGAAGGAGUCCAACUUUGACGACGUCAAGAAGGCAUUGGUCAUGUCUGGACGCCUGCCAGACGACGUCACCAUCGGGCUGCGAGAUCCAAACAUCCUGGAUCCGCUGCUCAAGGUCGUGGAGCAGAAGACCGACAGCAUCAGCCUGGCGCACGUCAGCUCCCCUGCGACAGCAGGCUACGGUACUUAGCGGCAGAGUGCCAAAAACGCAACAAGAAGCGUCGACUGUAUUCGCAUGAGCGUCAGGGCGUUGGGGAGUCAAACAGUCAAAGAAUUGGUUUUUUGUUUUGUUUCCGGUAGCGGUCCUCGCAAAAAUCUAUUCCAGCAGGACACAGGCAAACAUGAUAUAAAGAAUAGCCCCAUGGCUCGCCUCAAAGGAGUCUGCAGACCCACAGCCCAUGCUGUUACAUGUCGUGAAGCUCGAGUGCGCCAAAGAUCGUCCAUUCUCCGCCCCCUGCCAACACCGACACUCGCAAGCACGCACCCAAAUGCCCAAUGAUACUCCAAAUACGCUUAGGGUCCAUGAGAA
Messenger RNA from Purpureocillium takamizusanense, 1405 nucleotides. RefSeq names its product Tap42 interacting protein (gene TIP41). Gene Ontology annotation, biological process: TOR signaling. Bases 41 to 1066 code for a protein of 341 amino acids. NCBI's taxonomy places the organism in Eukaryota, Fungi, Ascomycota, Sordariomycetes, Hypocreales, Ophiocordycipitaceae. The record is from RefSeq and is a predicted model, not a curated record. The transcript has 2 exons. Gene Ontology annotation, cellular component: cytosol.